AUGUUCUCCCCUCCCGUGAGCAGCGGGAAGAACGGACCGACCUCCUUGGCCAGCGGGCACUUCAGCGGCUCAAAUGUAGAAGACAGAACUAGCUCAGGGUCCUGGGGGAAUACAGGACAUCCUAGUCCAUCCAGGAACUAUGGUGACGGGACGCACUAUGACCACGCGGCGAGCAGAGACCUUGGCUCUCAUGACAAUCUCUCUCCUCCUUUUGUCAAUUCCCGAAUACAAAGUAAAACAGAAAGGGGCUCGUACUCGUCAUAUGCAAGGGACUCGAAUCUACAGGGUUGCCACCAGCAGGGCCUCCUGGGCGCCGACAUGGAGCUGGGCGCUGCCGGCGCGCUCUCGCCCUCCAAGCCCGCCUCCCAGUACUACCAGUACGGCAGCAAUAACCCCCGCCGGCGGCCCCUGCACGGCAGCGCCAUGGAAGUACAAACAAAGAAAGUCCGCAAAGUUCCUCCGGGUUUGCCGUCCUCCGUUUAUGCCCCGUCAGCAAGCACUGCCGACUACAAUAGGGAUUCACCAGGUUAUCCAUCCUCAAAACCAGCAGCCAGCACUUUUCCUAGCUCCUUCUUCAUGCAAGAUGGCCAUCACAGCAGCGACCCGUGGAGCUCCUCCAGCGGGAUGAACCAGCCCGGCUACGGAGGGAUGCUGGGCAACUCGUCGCACAUCCCUCAGUCCAGCAGCUACUGCAGUCUGCACCCCCACGACCGCCUGAGCUACCCAUCGCACUCGUCAGCAGACAUCAACUCCAGUCUUCCUCCGAUGUCCACCUUCCACCGCAGUGGCACCAACCAUUACAGCGCGUCCUCUUGCACACCCCCGGCCAACGGCACCGACAGCAUCAUGGCAAACAGAGGAAGCGGAGCGGCAGGCAGCUCACAGACCGGCGAUGCGCUGGGGAAAGCACUUGCCUCUAUCUAUUCUCCAGAUCACACCAACAACAGCUUUUCAUCAAAUCCUUCAACUCCUGUUGGUUCUCCCCCUUCUCUCUCAGCAGGCACAGCUGUUUGGUCUAGAAAUGGAGGUCAAGCGUCAUCAUCUCCCAAUUAUGAAGGUCCCUUACACUCUUUGCAAAGCCGCAUCGAGGACCGCCUGGAGCGGCUGGACGACGCCAUCCACGUGCUGCGGAACCACGCCGUGGGGCCCUCCACCGCCAUGCCCGGCAGCCACGGAGAYAUGCACGGACUAAUAGGGCCGGCGCACAACGGCGCCAUGGGCGGCCUCGGCUCCGGCUACGGCACCGGAUUGCUCUCCGCCAACCGGCACUCGCUCAUGGUGGGCGCGCACCGCGAGGACGGCGUCAGCCUGCGCGGCAGCCACUCGCUCGUGCCCAACCAGGUGCCCGUGCCCCAGCUGCCCGUGCAGUCGGCCACCUCGCCCGAGCUCAACCCGCCGCAGGAUCCCUACCGGGGCAUGCCCGCCGGCCUGCAAGGGCAGAGCGUCUCGUCCGGCAGCUCCGAAAUCAAGUCCGACGACGAGGGAGACGAGAACCUCCAGGACACAAAGUCUUCUGAGGACAAGAAACUAGAGGAUGACAAGAAGGAUAUCAAAUCAAUUACUAGGUCAAGAUCUAGCAAUAACGACGACGAAGACCUGACGCCCGAGCAGAAGGCCGAGCGGGAGAAGGAGAGGAGGAUGGCCAACAACGCCCGCGAGCGCCUGCGCGUGCGCGACAUCAACGAGGCUUUCAAGGAGCUGGGCCGCAUGGUGCAGCUCCACCUGAAGAGCGACAAGCCCCAGACCAAGCUCCUGAUCUUGCACCAGGCUGUGGCCGUCAUCCUCAGCUUAGAGCAGCAAGUCAGAGAAAGAAACCUGAACCCUAAAGCCGCAUGUCUGAAAAGAAGGGAAGAAGAGAAAGUAUCCUCAGAUCCUCCUCCGCUUUCCCUGGCGGGUCCCCACCCUGGCAUGGGAGAUGCAUCCAAUCACAUGGGACAGAUGUAAAAAAGGUCCAAGUUGCCACAUUUCUUCAUUUAAACAAGAGACCACUUCCUUAACAGCUGUAUUAUCUUAAACCCACAUAAACACUUCUCCUUAACCCCUUUUUUUGUAAUAUAAGACAAGUCUGAGUAGUUAAGAAUCACAGACGCAAGAGAUUUCAGCAUUCCCGAUUAUUAAAAACGAGAAAAAAACACAAAAAGCAACAAAAAAACAAACACAAAAAGUGCAACUUGAGGGACGACUCUCUUUAACAUAUCAUUCAGAAUGUCUAAAGCAGUAUGUUCCGAGCUGUAGAUGCACAGCCUAGAGACUGAAUGGCAAUCUUCUCCACACUGUGGGACAAUGCAUUUGUGCCUAAACUUCUUUUGGAAAAAAAAAUAUAAUUAAU
Molecule: messenger RNA, 2329 nt
Organism: Nothoprocta perdicaria
Lineage: Eukaryota; Metazoa; Chordata; Aves; Tinamiformes; Tinamidae
Gene: TCF4
Product: transcription factor 4
Exons: 18
Coding region: 1-1944 (647 amino acids)
Biological process (GO): regulation of transcription by RNA polymerase II
Cellular component (GO): transcription regulator complex
Molecular function (GO): protein dimerization activity; DNA-binding transcription factor activity, RNA polymerase II-specific; RNA polymerase II cis-regulatory region sequence-specific DNA binding
Source: RefSeq, a predicted model, not a curated record